This is a messenger RNA of Ceratitis capitata (Mediterranean fruit fly), 819 nucleotides long. It is a transcript of the gene mRpL22, whose product is annotated as 39S ribosomal protein L22, mitochondrial. Lineage: Eukaryota; Metazoa; Arthropoda; Insecta; Diptera; Tephritidae. The transcript has 3 exons. The record is from RefSeq and is a predicted model, not a curated record. Gene Ontology annotation, biological process: ribosome assembly; translation. The coding region runs from base 124 to 777 and encodes 217 amino acids. Gene Ontology annotation, molecular function: structural constituent of ribosome. Gene Ontology annotation, cellular component: ribosome; mitochondrial large ribosomal subunit.
AGAAACACCAGCAGCAUCUCUGCUCACAAUAUUUCUUAUGGGUUAUGUCGUAAUAUUUUGAUUUUUUUAACUCGUUAAAAAUAUAAUUUUUAAUUAAUAGAACAUCAAAGCUUACUGUAGACAAUGUCUUCUUUGGUACGGCAAAUUGCGCUCCUCAAUCUUACGCAACGAAAUCUCCUACAGAACUCAGUUAAACUUUUAGCGCCGGUAAGUAAUAGUUUACACACGACUGCUGCGUUAAAUGCCAAAUGGAAUAAAGCUAAUCAAGGACCACGGAAAUGGUUGGAAUACAACAAAAUAGUGCAUCCACCACAAAAACCAGAUGAAGAGCCACGGAAAGCGUAUGUUUGUCAUAUGCGCACCAAUAUAAAAUAUAGUCCAGAUAAAAUGUGGUAUAUCGCCUCAUUUGUGCGUGGCAUGUCUGUCGACGAAGCAGUAAAACAAUUGAGUUUUGUAUUGAAAAAGGGAGCUACACACGUUAAAGAGGUGAUAUUAGAAGCUCAAGAAAUGGCAGUGCGUCAGCAUAAUGUGGAAUAUAAGAGUAAUUUAUGGAUAGCUGAAUCCUUUGUGGGUAAGGGACGUUAUUUUCGCGGUAUACGUCGCCAUGCACGCGGACGUCAAGGAAGAGUUGAGUACAAACAUUGUCACUAUUUCGUACGCCUAGAAGAAGGCCAACCACCAAAAGAUUAUUAUCUGCCAGCGGCACAAUCACCUGAACAACAAUUGGAAAAAUGGAUUCAAGAAAUGCGUAGCCGUAAGGUUAUCAAUUCCCUAUAAAAUGUCUGUUAAAAGACACAAUAAAGUAUGUGAAUUAGUCAA